UAUUAUCGCUUCUAUUGUCUGUGAUUCUGUUGCCGUGGGAGUGGGCUCCUUCGCAUUUUGCAAUAAUUACACAUAUUUUUGUACCAAACGAACAAAUUAUUUUAGUGAUAAUAACACUUGUUCGACGACUGCUGUUAUUUAAUAUAGUUGUUGGAAAUUAUAGAACAUAAGAAUGGCAGAAGACUUGGAUGUAGAGGCUAUGUUAGAAGCCCCUUACAAUAAAUCGGAUAACACUUCCUCUUCAAAGCAUCGAUCGGACAAGUAUUCUGAUAAGCACAAAGAAAGGGACAGAGAUGGAAGUCGAAGACGCAGCAGAUCAAGAGAAAAAAGAAGAUCACGUGACAGAGACUCACGUCGCUCAAGAGACAAGGAUGACAAAAAGGAUAGAGAACGCGAGAGGGACAGGGAUCGUAGGGACCGGGAUAGAGACCGUAGCCAUAAAGAUAAGGAGAAGGAACGAGAAAAGGAUAGGGAUAAGCGGCGCAGCAAAGAUAGAGAUCGUAGUAAAGAUAGAGAGCGUAGUCGUGACAGACACUCCCAUAAAAGAGAAAAAAGUAAAGAAAAAGAUAAAGAAUAUCGCUCCACAUCUAGAGGCCUUGAACCUAAAUUAGAAGACCUGCCCCCAGAAGAGAGAGACUUGCGCACAGUUUUUUGCAUGCAAUUAUCUCAACGAAUUAGAGCUAAGGACUUAGAAGAAUUUUUCUCUUCUGUUGGUAAAGUUAGAGAUGUAAGGCUUAUUACAUGUAAUAAGACCAGAAGAUUCAAAGGGAUAGCUUAUAUUGAAUUCAAAGAUGCUGAAUCCGUGCCUCUGGCCCUGGGGUUGACAGGACAAAAGUUAUUAGGUGUACCAAUAAUAGUGCAACACACACAAGCUGAGAAAAACAGAGUUGGGAACACACUGCCUAACUUAGCUCCAAAGACUAGUAAUGGCCCAACCAGGCUUUAUGUUGGCUCCUUGCACUUUAAUAUAACUGAAGAUAUGUUACGGGGUAUUUUUGAACCAUUUGGAAAGAUAGAUCACAUACAACUUAUGACAGAUCCAGAAACAGGCAAAAGUAAAGGAUAUGGGUUUCUAACGUUUCACCAUGCACCUGAUGCCAAGAAAGCUAUGGAACAAUUGAAUGGUUUUGAGUUAGCAGGCCGUCCCAUGAAAGUAGGCAAUGUUACAGAGCGCACAGAUGGUGGAUCUAGUACCCGUUUUGAUGCAGACGAACUGGAUAGAGCUGGUGUUGAUCUUGGGGCCACCGGGAGACUACAACUUAUGUUCAAACUUGCUGAGGGUACAGGACUUCAGAUACCGCCGGCUGCUGCAUCGGUAUUAAUGGGCGCAGGCUCAGCACUGGUCAACCCUCAACCCCAAGUGGCUCCACCAAUCGCAACACAAUGCUUCAUGUUAAACAAUAUGUUUGAUCCAGCAACUGAGACAAAUCCAAGUUGGGACAUUGAAAUUCGGGAUGACGUCAUUAGCGAAUGUAACAAGCAUGGUGGCGUGCUGCAUGUCUACGUAGAUAAGGCGUCGCCCCAGGGCAACGUGUAUUGCAAGUGCCCGACUAUAGCCACCGCGGUGGCGUCAGUCAACACGCUCCACGGCCGGUGGUUCGCCGGGCGGGUGAUCACCGCCGCGUACGUACCGCUCGUCAAUUACCAUUCCCUAUUCCCGGAUGCAAUGACCGCACUCACUCUGCUACUGCCAACUAGACAGCGAUAGGUUACACGGGUCGCAAUAAAAAGCAUUUAAGUACUGGAAAACAUUUUAUUUUAAGGGAUUUGUGUGUAUACUGUUUUUUUAGGUUAUCUAGCAAUAACUAUUCUAGAUAAUAAAACGUUGAUAAAAA
Ostrinia furnacalis (Asian corn borer) is the source of this 1835-nucleotide messenger RNA. It is a transcript of the gene Caper, whose product is annotated as RNA-binding protein 39-like protein Caper. Gene Ontology annotation, molecular function: RNA binding. The transcript is spliced from 8 exons. The coding region runs from base 173 to 1708 and encodes 511 amino acids. Gene Ontology annotation, biological process: mRNA processing. Gene Ontology annotation, cellular component: nucleus. The record is from RefSeq and is a predicted model, not a curated record. Lineage: Eukaryota; Metazoa; Arthropoda; Insecta; Lepidoptera; Crambidae.